GUUACACCUGCCGUAACAUCUCCACCUCCACUGCUCUUCAGACUCGAACCCACGUGAGCUAUGACAUCAAAGGGGACGUCGCUGUCGUACGCUUCCACACCCCCAACUCCAAGGUGAACACUCUCUCCAAACAACUGAGCUCAGAGUUUACGGAGGUGAUGAAUGAGAUCUGGGCCAACGAGGCUGUCAGAAGUGCUGUCCUCAUCUCUUCAAAGCCAGGCUCCUUCAUUGCUGGAGCAGAUAUCAACAUGAUCGAAGCCUGCAAGAAGUCUCAGGAAGUGACUCAGCUCUCUCAGGAAGGACAGAAGAUGCUAGAAAAACUUGAGCAAUCUCCAAAGCCCAUAGUUGCUGCCAUCAGUGGCUCCUGCCUGGGAGGAGGACUGGAGCUUGCCAUCGCCUGUCAGUACAGAAUAGCAACAAAGGACAGGAAAACUGUCUUGGGAACACCUGAAGUGUUACUGGGUCUCCUGCCAGGGGCAGGGGGCACUCAGAGGCUGCCCAAGAUGGUGGGGCUCCCUGCUGCCUUCGACAUGAUGCUGACAGGCAGGAACAUCCGUGCUGACAGAGCCAAGAAGAUGGGGCUGGUUGACCAGCUGGUGGAGCCCCUAGGGCCAGGCCUGAAGGCUCCAGAGGCACGCACCAUUGAGUACUUGGAGGAGGUGGCCAUUGACUUUGCCAGAGGACUAGCCAACAGGACUGUGUCUGCCAGAAGAUCAAAAGGGCUAAUGCAGAAGAUCACAGACUAUGCCAUGGCUCUUCCCUUUGUGAGGCAGCAAGUCUACAAGACAGUGGAGAGCAAAGUUCAGAAGCAAACCAAAGGACUCUACCCUGCCCCACUGAAGAUCAUUGAGGUUGUAAAGACAGGUCUGGACCAGGGGAGAGAUGCUGGAUACCUCAGUGAAUCCCAGGGCUUUGGCCAGCUUGCCAUGACCAAGGAGUCCAGGGCGCUGAUUGGGCUUUACCACGGGCAGGUGCUCUGCAAGAAGAACAAGUUUGGGACACCUCAGAAGGAGGUCAAAACCCUGGCAGUGCUGGGAGCAGGGCUCAUGGGAGCUGGCAUCGCCCAGGUCUCGCUGGAUAAGGGACUAAAGACCAUCCUGAAGGACACAGCCCAGCAAGGCCUGGACAGAGGACAGCAGCAGAUCUUCAAGGGGCUGAACGACAAGGUGAAGAAGAAGAGUCUGACAUCUUUUGAGAGGGACUCCAUUCUCAGCAACCUGACAGGCCAGCUGAACUACGAGGGCUUUGAGAAGGCAGACAUGGUGAUUGAGGCUGUCUUUGAGGACAUCAACAUCAAGCACAAAGUCCUGAAGGAAGUGGAGGCUGUGAUCCCAGCUCACUGCAUCUUCGCCAGUAACACAUCUGCCCUCCCCAUCAGCAAAAUUGCUGCUGCCAGCAAGAGGCCAGAGAAGGUGAUUGGGAUGCACUACUUCUCCCCUGUGGACAAAAUGCAGCUCCUGGAAAUCAUCACCACAGACAAAACAUCCCAGGACACAGCAGCUUCUGCUGUCGCUGUUGGCCUCAAGCAGGGCAAGGUUGUCAUCGUGGUGAAGGACGGGCCUGGCUUCUACACCACGCGCUGCCUGGGGCCCAUGCUGGCAGAAGUGGUCCGAGUUCUCCAGGAGGGCAUUGACCCAAAGAAAAUCGACGCCAUCUCCACGGCCUUCGGCUUCCCGGUGGGCGCCGCCACGCUCAUCGACGAGGUGGGGGUGGACGUGGCCACCCACGUGGCUGAGGACCUGGGCAAGGCCUUUGGCGAGCGCUUCGGGGGGGGCAGCAUCGACCUGUUCAAGCUGAUGGUGCAGAAGGGCUUCCUAGGUCGCAAGGCGGGGAAAGGAUUUUACAUUUACCAGGAGGGGGUGAAGAACAGGAGCCUGAAUUCUGGCAUGGAUGAGAUCUUGGAACGGUUCAAGGUGACAGCCAACCCUGAAGUCUGCACGGACGAGGACAUCCAGAUGCGCCUGGUGACGAGGUUUGUGAACGAGGCAGCCAUGUGCCUGCAGGAGGGGAUCCUCAGCAACCCCGUGGAGGGAGACAUUGGUGCCGUGUUCGGCCUGGGCUUCCCACCAUGCCUGGGAG
Messenger RNA from Merops nubicus (carmine bee-eater), 2079 nucleotides. It is a transcript of the gene HADHA, whose product is annotated as hydroxyacyl-CoA dehydrogenase/3-ketoacyl-CoA thiolase/enoyl-CoA hydratase (trifunctional protein), alpha subunit. Gene Ontology annotation, molecular function: enoyl-CoA hydratase activity; long-chain (3S)-3-hydroxyacyl-CoA dehydrogenase (NAD+) activity; NAD+ binding. The record is from RefSeq and is a predicted model, not a curated record. NCBI's taxonomy places the organism in Eukaryota, Metazoa, Chordata, Aves, Coraciiformes, Meropidae. The annotation marks the transcript as partial. Gene Ontology annotation, cellular component: mitochondrial fatty acid beta-oxidation multienzyme complex; mitochondrion. The transcript is spliced from 18 exons. Gene Ontology annotation, biological process: fatty acid beta-oxidation.